AUGAGUAAGGCAUAUGAUCAAGUUGAGUGGGACUACUUGAAAGCUGUCAUGGCUAAAAUGGGUUUUGCUAGCAAAUGGAUCAAUCUCAUUAUGAAGUGUGUCACCUCUGUCAUAUACUCUGUGGUUCAUAGCGGUCAUAUUUUGGGUCCCAUUACUCCUUUUCAUGGGAUUCGUCAGGGUGAUCCACUGUCAACAUACUUGUUUAUCAUCUGCGUAGAAGGCUUUUCAGCUUUAAUCAAAAGUUACGAGGCUGACAAAAUCAUACAAGGCUGCCGUGUGGCCAAUGGGGCACCUUCUAUUACGCAUAUGCUUUUUGCUGACGACAGUUAUCUUUUCUGUCAAGCCACAUCUGAUACUGCUGGGAGCAUGAAUAUACUUCUCCAUACUUUUGAGCUUGCUUCUGGACAACGUGUCAAUGCUACCAAAUUUUCCAUUUUUUUCAGUCUCAAUACUGAGAUUUGGUCAAGGAGCAAAUCUGUUCUACUCUUAGAAUGCCCGAAGCUACUGAUGGCUCUUUCUAUCUGGGGUUACCUAAUAUCAUUGGAAGGAAAAAAACGUUGGGAUGGUAAAUUCUUUUCUCGUGCUGGGAAAGAAAUCUUGCUUAAAACUGUCAUCCAAUCCUUGCCAACUUAUGCUAUGAGUGUAUUCCUCAUUCCGUUGGGCAUUUGCCAAGACAUUGAGAAAAUUAUGGAAAACUUUUGGUGGAAAACAAAAAGUUCCAAUGGUCAAGGCAUCAUAUGGAUGUCUUGGGAUCGUAUGGCUGCACCUAAAGACUCUGGGGGUAUGGGCUUUCGCCAUCUCCAUGAUUUCAACAUUGCCAUGAUGGCCAAACAAGGUUGGAGACUUUUAUGUUCACCAUCUUCUCUUGCUAGUCAGGUCUAUAAAGCAAAAUACUAUCCUCGCACUGUUUUCCUAAAUGCUGAAUUGAGCAAUAAUCUUAGUUUCGUCUGGCGUAGUAUUUGGAGUGCACAACAUUUGGUUCAUCUUGGGGCUAGAAUAACUAUCGAACUGGGCUUUCAACACACAUUCUCAAACAACCUUGGCUUCCUAAUCCUAUCAACCCCUAUGUCUCUACUACAGGACCGGGUCUUGAUGAGUACAUGUUAUGUUGUUGUCGAAGAUUGUUGGUCAUGGACUGGUGAUAGAACAGGCGACUACACCGUAAAAUCUGCUUAUUCCAUGAUGCAACUUCAAAAAAAUACUCAGCCUGGUGUGAACAAUUCGGGAUUCUGGCACAAACUUUGGCACCUUAAAAUACCACCUAAAGUGAAGAACUUCAUGUGGAGAGCAGUAUCUGAUACUCCUCCAACUUGCCUCCAACUGGUUACUAAAUAUGAUGAUGAUGUUAUUUGUCGUGUGGUUAUAAUUUGUUGGGCUCUUUGGAAAGCAAGAAACACCUUAGUUUGGGAUAAAAAAGCUUCCUCUUCUACUCAAAUACUCACUUCGGCUUGGGUUACUCUUGAUCAUUGGCGAAAAGCUCAAGAUAAAACAUGUUUAUUAUCAUCCUCUCUUUUGCAUGAUGGUAGUAACAUUGAGCAAUGGACGACACCUGCUUCUAAUACGGUUAAGAUCAAUGUCGACGGUGCAAUAUUUGAGAAGGAAAAUGCCUAUGGGUUUGGUGUGGUUGCACGUGAUUCGAAUGGCCAAAUUAUUAAUUUUAUUGCCAGAUAUUACCAUGGGACUUACACGGCUGAGGUUGUUGAGGCUUUAGGGGUAAAUGAGGCCCUUAGUUGGCUAAAAGGCAAAGGGUGGAGCACGAUCGAGGUGGAAACUGACAGCUUACUCACUGUUCAAGCAAUCUUUAGUAAACAACAAAUGUCUUUUAAAAUUGAGUGGCCCAUUUUGUGGCUAGACGCUCUCGAUUCUACUCUGAUCGGCAUUCUUGAGGAUAAUAUUAUGGUUGACCUUCAUGCCAUCUUGUAUUCAGAAUGCUAG
Cannabis sativa is the source of this 1935-nucleotide messenger RNA. RefSeq lists its product as uncharacterized. The record is from RefSeq and is a predicted model, not a curated record. Lineage: Eukaryota; Viridiplantae; Streptophyta; Magnoliopsida; Rosales; Cannabaceae. Gene Ontology annotation, molecular function: RNA-DNA hybrid ribonuclease activity; nucleic acid binding. The coding region runs from base 1 to 1935 and encodes 644 amino acids. The transcript has 5 exons.